UAGGGCCUGGGCCAGCCCCUCGCCCUCCUCCCGCCCCGGCACAGGCUGCCGCCGGCUCCGCGCCCGACGCCGAGGCCGCGGCGGCCGAGGGGAAGGUCGGAGGGAGGGUGGUUUCCUCCCGCCCCACACCCAGUCUCCGAGCCGGAUAUAUAGAGUGUCACGUUUGGGAGCCGAAAAGCAAGAGCAGCUUCCUUGUGGCCGGAGCACUUCCCGGAGCCCCGGGGGAAGGACCGGGACUCAGAGGACCACUCGCUGAGCCUGCCCCGCGCCGGAGGAGCAGGAACCACUUUCCGAAGCUAUAGAAGACAAGGGGAAGCGUCAUGUCCAUGAUUGCAGCUUUCUAUGGUGGCAAGUCCAUUCUCAUUACUGGGGCCACAGGCUUCUUGGGCAAAGUGUUGAUGGAGAAGCUAUUUCGCACCAGCCCAGACCUGAAAGUCAUUUACAUCCUCGUGAGGCCCAAGGCGGGCCAGACCCUGCAGCAGAGGGUGUACCAGAUCCUAAAUAGUAAGCUGUUUGAAAAAGUCAAAGAAGUUUGUCCAAAUGUGCAUGAGAAGAUCCGAGCUAUUUCUGCAGAUCUCAAUCAGAAUGACUUUGCCAUUAGCAAGGAGGACAUGCAGGAGCUUCUUUCCUACACAAACAUCAUCUUCCACUGUGCUGCGACCGUGCGCUUUGAUGACCACCUGAGACAUGCCGUGCAGCUUAACGUCACUGCCACCCAGCAGCUCUUGCUCAUGGCCAGUCAGAUGCCGAACCUGGAAGCCUUCAUACACAUCUCUACUGCCUUUUCAAAUUGUAACCUGAAGCACAUUGAUGAAGUCAUCUAUCCAUGCCCUGUGGAGCCCAAAAAAAUCAUCGACUCCAUGGAGUGGUUAGACGAUGCUAUUAUUGAUGAGAUCACACCCAAGCUGAUCGGGGAUCGGCCCAAUACGUACACCUACACCAAGGCCUUGGGAGAGAUGGUGGUGCAGCAGGAGAGUGGCAACCUCAAUAUUGCCAUCAUCAGGCCCUCCAUCGUGGGAGCGACCUGGCAGGAGCCUUUCCCAGGUUGGGUUGAUAGCAUAAAUGGACCUACUGGGAUCAUUGUUGCGGCUGGGAAGGGAUUUCUUCGGUCCAUAAGAGCUACUCCGAUGGCUGUGGCAGAUUUAAUUCCAGCAGAUACAGUCGUCAAUCUCACCUUGGCUGUAGGAUGGUACACGGCAGUUCACAGACCUAAGUCAACAUUGAUCUAUCACUGUACAUCUGGCAACCUCAAUCCCUGUAAUUGGGGCAAAAUGGGAAUCCAAAUCUUGGCAACCUUUGAAAAAAUCCCAUUUGAGAGAGCUUUCAGGAGGCCAAAGGCUGACUUCACAACCAACCACAUCACAAUGCAGUACUGGAAUGCAGUCAGCCACCGGGCCCCUGCCAUCAUCUAUGACUUCUACCUACGGCUCACGGGAAGGAAGCCCAGGAUGACCAGGCUCAUGAAUCGGCUGUUAAGAACCCUUUCCAUGCUGGAGUAUUUCGUCAACCGGAGCUGGGAAUGGAGCACGUACAAUACAGAAAUGCUGAUGUCGGAGCUGAGUCCCGAAGACCAAAGAGUAUUCAACUUCGAUGUGCGCCAGUUGAACUGGUUGGAAUACAUUGAAAAUUACGUUUUAGGAGUUAAGAAGUAUUUUUUGAAGGAGGAUAUGGCUGGGAUCCCAGAAGCAAAGCAGCACUUAAAAAGGCUCCGGAAUAUUCACUACCUCUUUAACACUGCCCUCCUCCUCAUCGCCUGGCGCCUUCUCAUUGCAAGAUCUCAGGUGGCUCGGAAUGUGUGGUUCUUCAUUGUAAGCUUCUGUUACAAAUUCCUCUCCUACUUUAGGGCGUCCAGCACACUCAAGGUUUAAGAACAUUUGGUGGUCUCCUUUGGUCUGGAACCUCUCAGAUACCUCUAAAACGGCAACCGUGGUUCUCAAGAUUAGGUAGUAACGAAUGUGUCCAAGUCAUUACCUGUCAAAUGUGCUGUCAUGUAUUCACCCUUAUUUCCUAACUACACAU
This is a messenger RNA of Hippopotamus amphibius kiboko, 2019 nucleotides long. RefSeq names its product fatty acyl-CoA reductase 2 (gene FAR2). Gene Ontology annotation, cellular component: peroxisome. Gene Ontology annotation, molecular function: alcohol-forming very long-chain fatty acyl-CoA reductase (NADP+) activity. Gene Ontology annotation, biological process: long-chain fatty-acyl-CoA metabolic process. The transcript is spliced from 12 exons. Bases 321 to 1868 code for a protein of 515 amino acids. NCBI's taxonomy places the organism in Eukaryota, Metazoa, Chordata, Mammalia, Artiodactyla, Hippopotamidae. The record is from RefSeq and is a predicted model, not a curated record.